Molecule: messenger RNA, 1959 nt
Organism: Guillardia theta CCMP2712
Lineage: Eukaryota; Cryptophyceae; Pyrenomonadales; Geminigeraceae
Exons: 2
Coding region: 1-1959 (652 amino acids)
Source: RefSeq, a predicted model, not a curated record
AUGGUCUCUUCCUUUGCCGUGAAAUCUGCAAAGGUCAGCCUUGCUACUUUGUGUCUGGUGGCACAUUUUGCGCGCACAAACUCGUUCAUCCCUUUGUUCCCUUCACCUCCCAAUGUCUGCUUUCGGAAGUUGACCAGCUCAGUACCUCGCCAUCUAAGUGUCCCCAUUGCACCCACGGCAGUGGUGACAGCAGGUCAACCUAGAGGAAGACAAGUGAACUUCACGUUCAGCUAUGAAUCAGAAGGCCUACAGGGCUCAACGUCAGGUUCUUGGAGUCCUCUGCGGAACCCCAAGGCAGCUGUCCGGGCCUUGUUGGACUCUCAGAAAGCCAGCCUAUCGAGAAUCAACGAACUCAUAAUGGAAGUGCAUGAGCAGAGGACUUUGAAGAGGAAAGAGAAGGUCGGCAAGCUCACGGCCGAGAGAUUUCACAACAUGUCGCAACAGAUUUUGAAUGCAGAGAGCUCGAGACAGCACGAGCUGCGACAAUGGUAUGUCCAUCUUGUCCAACUCUCUGCUCUGCUUGCCAGACAGGGGCUACAGCACAGCGUGUGGCUGAAAAUGGACAAGUCUUUGCGCCCCUCGCUCACUGGCCAAAGUCAUGAAAACAUCUCGAUGAUAAACGAUUGGGUGGUGAAUUUGAAAGGGCAGAUCCUGGGCAACAUGGACAGAGAGCGGGAUAUUCUUUUGCCUCUCCUGGCCAUCUCGUGCGUGAAGCAUUACUUCACUACUACUGACAUGUACGUUGAGGAAACGUACUUUCAGGUUCUGAUCCAUUGGCUGAGCCAUAGCGUUCUCAAGAGCCUCAAGACGGAGUCGGACCAGAAGCCGAGUGUGCGGGAGUGUGUUAUGUUCUUCUCCUUUGUGAACAACCGCUUGAAGGAAGACCUGGAGGAGUUCAGAGAGCAGCUGAACAACAACGCAAGCGAGGACGUUUCCACUACAUCAACGUUGUUCUCGAGGCUUCACUUCAAGGUCGGCCUCCUGCUCGAAGCAAAGAGAUGUAUCUACCUCUCAAGCGCGUGUAACUUUCAGCAGCAGCUGCACAGUAGGCUCCCGCUGAUCGAGCAGCUGGACCAUGUUCUCCUCGCAAUGGACUCGUUACAAACCAUUCUGAAGGACUGUGGUGAUGAAUCCGAGACUUUGCGGGCGGCAUUAAAGACCAAGUACAAGAAAAUCUUAGAGCUGGUGAAGGAGCAUGUCGAAUUUGAAGCAAAAAGGCUCAUUCCAGCCUUGAAAUAUUCUGCGACUGUGCAGAAAAUCAAAGACUUGUCUCGAUCUCACAUGAGCUCAAGUGUAAUAGAGCAGGAAGCCAGGAAUCUUGCUCGCCGACUUGUCGCAAUGCCCAUGGACAAAUCAUGUUGCGUAACAGACCAAGACGUGGCCAGCCGGCUAGAAGAGAUUCGAUUGGAAAGUGAAUCAGAGGUUGAGUUGAAAAAGCGACCCCGCGAUCACCUUCACGACAUCAUCGAAGGGAGGUUCUACACGCUCAAGCAGAUCGCCUCAUCGCGGGGAGGCUCAUGCUUGUCUGAGCAGUACGUCAAGAUGAAGGACAAGAUGAUGUGGAAAUGCUCCGACGGCCAUGUAUGGAACGCAACAGCUGAGACGAUCUUCCGAGGAUUCUGGUGCCCUGAAUGUCGCAAGGAAAAUUUGAGGCUGACGAUACACGACAUGCAUGAGACGGCAGCGCUGCAUGGAGGCCGAUGCUUGUCACAGGAGUACAAAGGUUCCAACACCAAGCUCUUGUGGGAGUGCAGACUCGGACAUCAGUUUUUGAUGGCUCCCAACAACAUCCGGAGAAAGAGAGGAACCUCGCGCAUGCCGUCAUGGUGCCCUCAAUGCUCAAAACUUCCUCCCUGCCAGAAAUGCGUUUUUGUCAAGGACUGUGACAGUGCCGAGCUCCCCCUGGCGGGUCACAUGAAGCACGACCAGCCGGCAAGCAACCAUGAUGGUUCAGUGUGA